AUGUCCACACCCCGCCGCCUCCCCCUCCGCCACGCCCGCCGUCUCAUCACCGACCCCCCUCCCACCCCCAGCACCGACCCAACCCUCCUCCCUCUCCUUCCCGGCUACGAGCAGCUCCUCUCCUUCUACGCGCCCUCCCUCACCGCAGGCGCCUACACCGCCACCGCGCAGCAGACCGUCACCGCGCCCGUCCGCUCCGGCCAAACCGCCCCCGACCCCCCACUCACGCUCACAACCACGCAGGGCUUCUCCAUCACCGCACCCCGCUUCGCACUGCCCACCGGCGCGGUCCACUCCCUGUAUCCGCCGCAGGGACAGGGAGAUUAUGUGGAGACGCUGCCGCAUAUGGUGUUUAAUGACGCGCAUCUGCCGUGGGAGCGGGAGGCGACGGUGCCUACCUCCGCUCCCUCCCCCCCGCCCCCGCCCUCCCCCGCGCCGCCCACGCCGCCCACGCCACCACCACCACCACCACCGCCGCCGCCACCACCACCAGACACACGCAACCGCGUCCCCUGGCUCGCGCUCCUCUCCUUCACGGCCGACGAGCUGGCCAUCUCCCCGUCCGACCUCGCCGCAGGCGGCAUCUUCGACGCAACAUCGCUCCCCAAGCCGGUCGUGCAGAGCGCGACCAUGACAGUGACCAUGAGCGUUUCGGAAGUUGUCUCAAUGUGUGCCCCCACCGCACAGCCGCCGCCCCCCGCAACCGCAAGCCCGAUAACGGUUGUCGCCGCCGACACCGCCGCGCCCACGACAACAAUGACCAGCGCCGUGUUCCUCCCUGCCGCGCUGUUCACGGCGCUGUUCACUAGCACCGACGCAGCCGGCGUGAAGGUGGCGGACGUGGAUAGGUACAAGUACCUCUCGCACGCGCGCAGUAUUAAUACGACCGGCAUGGCGGCGGCGAGCGAAGCGGGCGACAGCGGCGUGUUCAGCGUGGUGCUGUCGCACCGGACGGGGCCAAUCGAUUCCACGGCCACGCAGCCCACGCCCGUCAUCGUGCACCUCGUCUCCAUCGAGGGAGUGCCAGGCAUGACGUUCCCGCUCCCCGCGGACAUCCGAUACGUCGCAAUGACAAGCCUCUACAGCUGGACAUACACGUGUCUGCCCCCGGGCGCCGACAACAUCUACCAGACGCUUGAGGGGCUCGGGGAGGGACUGGGGUUGCUGAGGCCGCCGGAUGCGAUGAUUACCGCCGCCGCUGCUGGCGCCGCCGCUGCUGCUGCUGCUGCUGGUGUUGCCGCGGAUGCUACUACCGCUGCUGAUGCUGCUGCUGAUGCUACUACCGCUGCUGCUGCCGCCGCCGCAUCUGCCGCCGCCGCUGCUGCUGCUGCCACUGCUGCACGGCUGGUGGCUAGGCUGAAGGAUGGCUACACGCUUGUGCGGUGGCGCGUCCAGACCGGCGAGGAGACGGCCGCGCUGUUUCGCGGAGCGCUAACGCCGACUGUGGUCCCGCGCCCGCUGAUUGGCGGGUGGACAAGCGUGUCAAAUUCAGGCAUGGACCUGCAGGUACUGGACCAGGAGGUGGGGCUGAUGGACAUCACGUACAGCGCUGCAUGGCAGCUGGGGCGGACGCUGGGGAUGGCAGAUCGUGCGUUUGUGACUGCGCUUGCGAGGGUGCGUGGGGCGGUGUAUGAUGGUGCUAUGGCGCUGUGUAAGGGUGCGGCGCUGAACGCGCGCAUUCCCGGCGCGUAUCGGACGAGGGAGGAGACGCUGUGCGGGUUGGUGAAGGGCGUUGAGACGCUGCGGGGGUUGCCAGGCGGCGGGGGGCUGCGUGCGCCGGGUGGGAUGAUGCGAAGGUGGCGGCGAGAGGCGGUGGAGAUCCCCGAUCUCAAGUUCGGCGGCGGCGGGGACAUCACGCCCGCCGAUUUCGCCGCAAACACUGUGAUUGUCGUGCGGGAGCUGGCGGCAGCCACGGGCGGCGGAGUGUACAACGAGCUCAACACGCCCGUCAACACGGACUGGAUGACGGUUCUCAAGUGGGUUAUCGAUAAGCUAUUCCUCUCCGGUAUCCCCGCACAGUAUCUCAUCAGCGACCCCACCCACCUCCCCGCCGAGGCCCUGCGCUUCUUCACCAUCGACGGAAACUGGACCGAUGCCCUUCUCGACGGCGCCCUCAGUCUCGCAAACCACACCGUCGACACAACAGACCAAGUCCGCAUCGCCAUCAAGACCGCCAUCAACGACUACCUCACCACGCCGCUGCCCAUGCCCGCCCCCGCCACCAGCUACCUCCCGCAGAUCCCGUCCUACGGCUUCCUCCUGCGCUCGCAGGCAAUCGUGCAGUUCCCCGAUCUGGUCGUCAUGACCUCGCCCCUCCCCGCCACGGGCGUGCCAAUCCUCCGCCACGAGAACAUCGCCGACGACACAAUGCUGUGCCUGUUUGACCGCCAGCCUGGAAGCCCAGCCUUCAACAAGCUGACGUUUCGCCAGCCGCCGCACCAGCAGAGCUUUGUCGCGGCGGCGGCGCUGACGGCGGAGAGCUUCACGACGGCGUACAAGCGCGUGUACACGCAGCCGGACCCGACGUACGAGACGGACCCGCUGCCCACCAACACGUGGUACAGCAAGGAUGGUGUGCAGGUGUUUGAUUGGGAUACGAGGACGCUGGUGUUUCCGGCGUGGCCGGUGGACGUGUUUACGGCGAUCAGUGCGGAGAUGGCGAAGGUCGGCCCGGACGCGUUCGUGGACACCGAGGCCACCGCCGCGCUGUGCGGGAUCCAGCUCAACAACCCGAUCUACUCCAUCGACAUUACCCUGCCGCCGCCGCCGCCAUCCGCACUGCAGGAGCCUCCCGCCGGCGGCGCUGCAGCCCCACGAACGCUCCUCCUCCUCGACCCGCCCAAGCGCCCCAGACCCCUUCUGCACAAAAAGUGCGCCUCCGCCUCCCCGCCGCUGCCACCCCCGCCCGCCAUCCAACACACCACUAUCCCGCCCCUCCCACCCCCCUCCUCUCGAACCCGCCUCACACCCCUCCCCGCGCCCGCCCCACCACCCUACCACCGCCGCCUCCUCCCCGCGCGCCCCUCCUCCCACAUGACCACCACCCCCUCCACCUUCCCACCCCCUCCCACCCCCACCCCCGGAAUCACUGCCGCCCGCCCCCCACCUUCGCACCUCAUCUUCAGCAUCCUCCUCACCAGCGGCGCGAACACGCAAUACCGGCUUCGCAGCAUCGAGCUCUCCCUCCCCCUCGGCAGCAUGGCCGACGCCGACGCGAAGACCACGCCGCCGUUUGCGCAGCGGUACGACGGGCCGGGCGCGAGCAUGCUGAGCAAUCUACGGUUCAAUGUCGCCGUGGAGUUUUCUGCAAAGGCGAUGGUGCUGCGGGUGCUGCCGCGGACAACGAGGGGGUGGGUGGGGGUGGGGGUGUGCGGGGAGUGUAGUUUUGGGCUCGGGUGGGUGCUGGUGAAUGAGUGGCCGGCGGCGGUGACGGUGGGGAUGACGGUGAGGGAGCAGUGGGAGUGGGCGGUGUUGGAGUAUACGGUGGGGGUGGAGUUGGUGCCGGGGACGACGACGACGACGGCGGCGGCGGCGGCGGGGCGUGGGGGGGUGUAG
This is a messenger RNA of Morchella importuna, 3555 nucleotides long. RefSeq lists its product as uncharacterized. Lineage: Eukaryota; Fungi; Ascomycota; Pezizomycetes; Pezizales; Morchellaceae. The coding region runs from base 1 to 3555 and encodes 1184 amino acids. The record is from RefSeq and is a predicted model, not a curated record. The transcript has 2 exons.